Molecule: messenger RNA, 1756 nt
Organism: Hyalella azteca
Lineage: Eukaryota; Metazoa; Arthropoda; Malacostraca; Amphipoda; Hyalellidae
Product: zinc finger protein 513
Exons: 5
Coding region: 521-1732 (403 amino acids)
Biological process (GO): regulation of transcription by RNA polymerase II
Cellular component (GO): nucleus
Molecular function (GO): RNA polymerase II cis-regulatory region sequence-specific DNA binding; DNA-binding transcription activator activity, RNA polymerase II-specific
Source: RefSeq, a predicted model, not a curated record
AUCAUCCAUCUUGAGUCCUGCUGCAAAGCAGGAUCAUAUAUUGCUGGGAAUGCUGGGACAGGACCGCAGUAUUUCCCUAACUUCAUGUGUGUUUUCUGCAUGCAGUUUCUCUGGCGAAAUUUUGGAUGCUGUCGUGUACCACUUGUAUUUUCAACUGGUAACCAAGAAAAUUGCGCUAAAAUAUCUUAAAAAUUCAGAUGAUAAAUCAGGACAAUUUGCCACUUGUCAAAGUAUGACAACCAUCUUUGUGAGACGCCAUUUUAAGUACAUUACUUUCUUGAAUUUUCUUUCUCAGAUUAAGGCUUUGAUUUUUGGGUGAAGUACAAAAUAUUGAGCCACCUUGAAGAAAGUAUUCAUGAUAUGAGUGAAGGCAUGAAAUGCAUGUUGCCACAUGCCAUUCAUUUUCUUCAGUCCACAUUGGGAAUGGCUCCUCACCUUUAUGUAUAAAUAAUAUGAGCAAUUAUCAGAAAUCUAGUUCUUCAGUUUAAUUUGUACCAAGCAAAAUCUCAAGGAAAUUAUUAUGGGUGAUAUGGAAGAGUGCAGUAAUGAGAUUCACAAGCUCCCUGAUGAUGCAGUAAAGAGGUGCAGGUUGUCUGGGCUGAGCCUCAUGCAGAUACCUUCUAGUGUUUGUAAAGUUGAGUCUGAUGAGGCCAGCAGCUCAUCUCAACUCCCAGGAAUGAUAACAGUCUUUGUAAAAGAGGAGCCUGUAGAUGAAGAAGAAAACAUUUCUGUGAAGGAUGAACCUAUCAAUAUUGAUGAGAAUCAGCUGGCUUGUUCACAUGAGCCCAGCAGCCAUGUGUGUGGUGGCCAGCUAGCCCCACCUCCCUCAUUUGAGGGGCUGUGCAAGAUGGAAGCUCAAAUUGAGGCUCGAGCUCACCAGCCCGCCUCACUCAUCUCUACCGUGCCUAGAAUUGUGAGCGUGGGAAGAGGGCAGUACUCAGACGCUGGUGGCGGCGGCGGCGUCUCUGAAGCGCCCAGCUCCCAGCAGCGCACCAAAAGACUCUCUUAUUCUCAACGGAGAUUAGAAGAGGCCGAAUGGCACAAGCCCAUGGCAUUGAUGGGGCAUAAUAAUUCUUCCAAGAAACGUUAUAGCUGCUCGGAAUGCGAAUAUUCUUGUGUGACCAAGGGCAAUCUGAAGAGUCAUGUUCUUUACAAGCAUUCUUCUGAGAAACCUGUUACCUGCAAAGAAUGCAAAUAUUCUUGUGUGACAAAAAGUCAUCUGAAGAUGCAUGUUCUUUCGAGGCAUUCAUCAACAAAACCUUUUAACUGCGCAGAAUGCGAAUAUUCUUGUGUCAGCAAGUUUAACCUGGAAAGACAUAUGCUGCACAAGCAUACGCAUAAGAAGCCUCUUAAUUGCUCGGAAUGCAAAUAUUCUUGUGCUGUUAAGAGCGAGAUGAAGAGUCAUGUUCUCCAUAAACAUUCAUCAGAGAAACCUCUUAGCUGCGAUGAAUGUCAUUAUUCAUGUGUGACAAAGGGUGAACUCAGAAUUCAUGUUCUUUCUAAGCAUUCAUCAUCGAAACCUUUUAGCUGCUCGGAAUGCGUGUAUUCCUGUGUCACUAGAAGUGCUUUGAAAAAUCAUAUGAAUAACAAGCAUUCAUUCAAGAAACCUUUUCGCUGUUUGGGGUGCAAGUAUGCUUGCGCACAGAAAAGCAGCUUAACACGACACAUGCGAGCCAAACAUUCCAGAGAAAACUUCAUCUCCACUGCUGAAAGUGCAAAUGUAUCUCAAUGAGUACACAUGAAUCACUGAAUAUCA